CACUAACUUCCACAACACAAAAGCACAUUUCUCAGAGAAAGGAAAUCAAACGCAGAGGAAGAACCCCAGGAAGAGAAAGAAAGCUUAGCUCGCAUUUCUCUUUGAAUUUGAUUUGAAUUCAAUCUUGAUUCACGCCUGAUAUAAAAGCGCAUUUCUUCUUUUAGACACAUGGCUUCCCUCACCACUUCAGUCAAUCCACAUUCAACUUGCUCUUUACAUCGCAAUUUUCAUUCCAGGAUCCCAGCUUUUAACUACAAUUAUUGCCCGAACUCUGCUAAUGAACCCAGCUCCUGUUGCUUGACCCCUAAAGCCAUUAUUCAAAACUCAAGCAGGACAAACUCAGGCUCAACAGCUGCUAGAUUCACUGUUCGAAGCGCCGCAACCAAACCCGCCAAAUCACCAGCUGAAGAGGACUGGUCGAUUAAGAGGAAGUAUCUACUUGAGAAGAAGGUAAGGAGUGUCGAGGUGAAAGAAGCUUUGCGACUUCAGAAAGAAAAUAACUUUGUGAUUCUUGAUGUACGUCCAGAAGCAGAGUUUAAAGAGGCUCAUCCGCCAGGAGCUAUUAAUGUUCAAAUUUAUAGGCUCAUAAAGGAGUGGACACCAUGGGACAUUGCCCGGAGGGCAGCAUUUGCAUUUUUCGGCAUCUUCCAAGGAACAGAAGAAAAUCCAGACUUUAUGCAAAGUGUGGAAUCGAAAAUAGAUAAGAAAGCGAAGAUAAUAGUAGCUUGCUCAUCUGGUGGUACAAUGAAGCCAUCACAAAGUCUUCCGGAAGGGCAACAAUCAAGCAAUGUCUACCACUUGGAAGGAGGACUAAAUACCUGGUUUAAAGAAGGAUUGCCUGCAGCUUCUGAAGAUUCAGGUUGAGCCACAAAUUUUGUUCCCAAUGGACUCAAUUUUAACCUUGACAUAAUAGUAUCUAAUAAUGUGUGUUUCUUUACCUGCGAUGAUAGUUGUACAGAAAUGAGUUUCAAGAAAUUAAGGAUUUGAGGAUGAUAAAACAAUGGUACUUGAGUCAGCAUAUUCGAACUGCACAUGCAUCUUAUUCAAAUAAAGUUCUUCAUUA
Messenger RNA from Coffea eugenioides, 1063 nucleotides. Its product is annotated as rhodanese-like domain-containing protein 14, chloroplastic. The transcript has 6 exons. Gene Ontology annotation, cellular component: chloroplast. The record is from RefSeq and is a predicted model, not a curated record. NCBI's taxonomy places the organism in Eukaryota, Viridiplantae, Streptophyta, Magnoliopsida, Gentianales, Rubiaceae. The coding region runs from base 169 to 864 and encodes 231 amino acids.